Phragmites australis (common reed) is the source of this 3962-nucleotide messenger RNA. RefSeq names its product disease resistance protein RGA2-like. Gene Ontology annotation, biological process: defense response to other organism. NCBI's taxonomy places the organism in Eukaryota, Viridiplantae, Streptophyta, Magnoliopsida, Poales, Poaceae. The transcript has 3 exons. The record is from RefSeq and is a predicted model, not a curated record. Gene Ontology annotation, molecular function: ADP binding. The coding region runs from base 665 to 3760 and encodes 1031 amino acids.
UAUUGGUUCAGAAUAAUAACAAUUGUACCAAAGAACAAAGAUGCUGCACAGAUCCAAUAAUUCAGACCUAUUUACUUUUUUAAUAUAUGCUUUACCCCUUUGUAAUCGCCAGUUUUUUACUGUAAUCGCCAUUUUACCCCUCUGUUGAUCGACAACCUGCACGGCCUCCCUUCUUCCUCAACACCUACAGCGUUAACCCGUCAACACCUAAUCAGCAACUAGCCGAUGCAAAAGGAUCACUGCAAUUUCCUUUGCCAUGCAAAGAAUUCUUUGUCACGCGCUCAAAAAAAGAAGAAGAAAGCUAAACAAGGAGGAAGGCAGCUUCCCGAAGAAACCUCCCCUUCCGCCGCCGCCCGAUCCCCAUCGCCGCCGUCCUCUCGCUGGUUCCAUCGAGAAAGAGGAAUUUCGGUUCCGGGAUCUCGAUUCUCGUCUCUCCGCGUUGUUAAGUCGCAAGUUGCAUGGUUACUUGUGGCAUCAUUAUAGCUCGCACCGAUAAGUAAUGGUUCAUCAGAAAUUGCGUCGAACAAGCUUCCUGUUGAAGUCUUACACGGCACCGAGUUCUCAUUAGGCAGCAUGUUGGCAUAUUUCUGAGAGCUACCAAGGCUAGAUCCAUCGAUCCUUCCUACUUCCCUCAGCCCCAACUCUCCAUUCCGAAAAUCAUUCCAUGGCAGAUCCAUGGAGAAUUGCAGGGAUGACCUGGAGCUUGACGGCAAUAGGUUGGCUGCUGUCACCCAUCUUCGUCUUCCUCGUGAACAAGUUCUUUUCCUACCUCAGCGUUGACGUAUCACGGAAGCUCCGGGAGCUGGAGAUCCACACUAUCCCAGCACUGAAGCAGACGCUGAGCCGUGCAACGGAGCGGAAGGUGCUGAAAGCAGCGGACGACGGGGGGAGUGAAUAUGAUUUGAAGAUACUCGACAAACUGACCAAGGAUCUCAGGUCUGCCUUGUAUGAAGCGGAAGACAUCCUGGACCUUAUCGAUUAUCACAAGAUCGAGAAGGAAGUUAUAAGGGGCUACCAGCUGGGUGCAGCAAUUAGCGCUUUCAUUGGCCGCUGCAGGGCGUCCUGGUUUGGACGACGCGUAGACUCCACCCAGCAAUUAGCGCAGAGAUGGUACCGGAGAAUUGCAGAGAUGGUACCGGAGAAUUUCAGAGGUGCCAGUGCGCCACUACCGAUUUCCGGCGGCGCAACCUCCAUUUCCGGAGUCCAGAGGCUCCGUGGCUGGUGCAGGCACCUCGACAUCAGUAACUAUUGGCAAUCCAUACGCAGCUGGUUAGCCAAUGCGUAUACGGUUGCCCGUUCUUACCGGGACUGGUCAUAUCAAGUGGUUGGCAUCGAAGUUAACAAGAAGGACGGCAUUGGAUUAGAUUUUUCCCUGCUUACUAUUGAUGGAAAGAGCUUGAGGAAAAGAAUAGAGGACAUAGAACAUAUGGUCACUGACUCGAAGAAAUCACAUCUAUUAUUGAAUCAGCAAAGCAGCAGCAACGAACUUUCUGACAAGGAUACUGACAAGGAAAGUCGCAGCAAACAGAAGGAUAUAGACGACUUGGACAGAAUAAAUGAACGGAAGGUAUUUGGUCGAGAGAAGGAACGUGAGCGUAUAUGUAGUAUGCUUCGUAAGGGCCCAGAUGCUUCCCGUUCCAGUAGACCAUAUUCUGUGGUUGGCAUAUAUGGCAUUUCAGGUUACGGGAAGAGUACCCUGGCGCAAUAUGUUUGUGACCAUGAAAAAUAUCAAGAAGACAAACAUUUUGAUCCUGUCAUCUUCAUUCAAGUGUCUAAGACUUUCGAACUGGAUGAUAUAAUACGUGAUAUGUUGAAGCAGAUGACGCAAGACCAGCCCUCGCAAGACCAACCCUCCAAUACCAAAAGUCUAUGCAAUGAGUUGAAGAAAAAAUUGGAAGGCAGACGUUUCUUGUUAGUACUGGAUGAUCUCUGGGUCAAUAAGGAUAAUGAAAAGGAACGGCGCAUUCUACUUCGCACACUCGAUGCUGGGAAGAGUGGAAGCGGAAUCCUGGUGACAGCUCAAAGGAAAGAUGCAGUUAUAGCUCUAGGUGCUGAGAAACCUAUUAAAAUACCUAAAUUGGAUGCAGAUGAGUACUUUUCAAUGUUCAUGCACUAUGCAGGCAAAAGUGAUGAUUCUGCAUAUGGAAGGAUUGGGAGAGAGAUUGCGGAAAAGCUUCACAAAUCGCCUCUUGCAGCAGAAACAGUGGCAAGACGGCUUGGGAUGAACCCAGAUAUCGAGUUCUGGAGAACAACAGCGAACCUUGACGUGUUGAAUGAGACCAUUGGAGCUCUUUGGUGGAGCUAUCAGCAACUUGGUGCGGACAUCAGGCGAUGCUUUGAAUACUGCAGCACUUUCCCCAGAGGAUACAAGUUGAAACCACGUAAGUUGGUUCGCAUGUGGAUAGCACAAGGGUUUGUAAAGACAAGUAGUAAUGCAACAGAGGACAUGGAAGAUAUAGGCCAGUCCUACAUUCACGAGUUACGGAAUUGCUCAUUUCUUAAAGUAAAAAGAACCGGUGUUGUUACAAUUCAUGAUAUGCUGCACGAGUUAGCAGAGAGGGUUACUGGAAGUGAAUUUUUUAGGAUUGACGUGAAUGGCUCGACAAAAGAUAUUCCACCAGAUGUUCGCCACCUUUUCAUUGAGACAUAUAAUAGAGCAGAGAUCACGGAGAAAAUUUUGGAAUUGGAAAAUCUGCGCACUUUGAUCAUUGAGGAGAAGUACAAGUCGAAUAAGGAGAAGUACAAGGGGAAUAGUAUGGGCGUCGAGGAAAGGCACGACCUGAUUAAGGAAAAAGUCUUUGUGGGUAUGUUCAAGAAGCUGAGGAAACUGCGGGUGCUGAGAGUACGAGUAAAAUGCAACAAAGAUAUAGUGUUCUCUGUCCCAGAAUCAAUUGGCCAGAUGAAGCAUCUACGUUAUCUUGGUUUUCAUACGACCUAUAAUUCGCCCUUGGUGCUGGUACUUCCAAGCAUAUUGAGCAAGCUUUACCAUAUGCAGAUCCUAGAGGUACGAAAAUGCAAAUUAUCUUGUGCUGAAGAUCUGACAAACCUCACCCAUUUGCGGCAAAUCCCUGGAAAUCUUCUUCCCAACAUUGGCAAGCUGACGUCACUCCAAACGAUACCAGUGUUCAGAACAAGGAAGGAACCAGCUGGGUACGAGUUGAAGCAGCUGAAGCACCUGAACAAGCUUCGAGGCAUCCUGCGUAUCAAAGGUCUUGAAACUGUUGAAAGCAAAGAGGAGGCUCUUGAAGCCAACGUAUCUGGCAAGAAGCGGAUCACAACACUGGAACUUUACUUUGGAAACGUAGCGGAAGAAAAAAAAGUCGUCCAAUCACAGGUUCUCGAGGGCCUUUGCCCACCGAACCAACUUGAAGAGCUGACUAUCUGGGACUACGGCGGUAACGGGUAUCCUAGUUGGAUGUUGGGGGGUCAUCACAGCGGCCUAAAUAACAUACACCGACUUGAGCUCUUUAGAUGCAGCAGCCAAUUGGAAUCUAUUCCUGAAUGUAGUGCGUUCUUCCAACGCCUGCGUUCCUUCUGCGUUUUUAAGUGCGGUUGGGACGCCUUGCCUGAUCAUCUAGAGCGCCUCACGUCGCUCCAGGAAUUGGUAAUCAUUGUUUGUCCUAAUAUCAAGGUCCUUCCGACACUGCCUCAGUCUCUUAAGCACAUUCGACUCGUUGACGGUGGUGACGACCUGGAGAGGUUCUGUAAGCAAAAAUGGCAGUUGAAAAAUAUCACGACCGUUAUGGACAUAUGGUUGUGAAUUGUGAUACGUUAGUGUAGAUGGGUGCUUUUCUUUCUUCUUUGCUUAUUUGGAAAGACGAUGGCACGUCUUUCGUUGUGUGUAUCUUAUAAUUACUAGAAUGAUUUGUUGUCGUGAUCCAUGAACCAAACAGAUAAUACUAUACUAUGUGUAUCGCGAACUAACUCUAGGUCAAUAAUGUCACGAAUGCAAAUUUGCAUGC